CGUAAAAACGUGCAGUGAUUGGUUUAAUCAAACGUCCCUGUGCAGCUGAUUGGUUGGCGAGCUUGGAGUUUAAAACAUUUAAAUUGAGGGCGGUCGGCUGGAGCGGAGAUCGGUGUUCCUGGUUACACGCACACGGACGCCAGUGGUCAGAGCGGUGCGGCAGCUAUACUUGGUUGUACCCUCAUUCCCUAAACCGAUGGCAUCACAGAAUGUAGAUCCGGCCGCCGCCCCGUCAGCCGCUGCCAGGAAGGGGCUGGAGCCUGGCGCUCAGGCUGCCCGCGGGUCUGUGGGGAAACGGUUGCAGCAGGAGCUGAUGACACUGAUGAUGUCAGGAGACAAAGGUAUCUCUGCUUUCCCAGAGUCUGAUAACCUGUUCAAGUGGAUUGGUACCAUUGAUGGAGCGGUGGGAACGGUGUAUGAGAGUCUAAGGUAUAAGCUGUCACUGGAGUUCCCAAGUGGCUAUCCCUACAAUGCCCCUACUGUGAAAUUUAUUACUCCUUGCUUUCACCCCAAUGUUGAUGGCCACGGAAACAUCUGCUUGGACAUUCUGAAGGAUAAGUGGUCGGCUCUGUAUGAUGUUAGAACUAUAUUAUUGUCUCUUCAGAGCCUUUUAGGAGAGCCCAACAAUGACAGUCCCUUGAAUCCACAUGCUGCAGAGCUCUGGCAGAAUCAGAUGGCAUACAAGAAGCAUCUACAUGAGCAGUACAAGAAGCAAGUUCGAGAAAAGGACAUCUGACUGGCUCCCUGUGUUCUGCGCUGUACAUGACUGCUGUAAUAUAUGCUUAACUUAAUACUAGUCUGUGUUGUACAAAUAAAGUGAUUUUAUAAUUUU
Messenger RNA from Pseudophryne corroboree (corroboree frog), 832 nucleotides. RefSeq names its product ubiquitin conjugating enzyme E2 C (gene UBE2C). The transcript is spliced from 6 exons. The record is from RefSeq and is a predicted model, not a curated record. The coding region runs from base 197 to 736 and encodes 179 amino acids. NCBI's taxonomy places the organism in Eukaryota, Metazoa, Chordata, Amphibia, Anura, Myobatrachidae.